AUGGCGCAUGAAAAUGUAAUUUAUGGCAGUUUCUUUGGAUCAGUGGGAGCUACAUUAGCAAUGAGCCUGACAGCCUUAGGAGCAGCUUACGGAACAGCCAAAGCUGGAGUUGCAAUUAGUACUGCGGGUACUUUCAAACCAAAUAUAAUUAUGAAAUCUCUAAUACCAGUAGUUAUGGCUGGUGUCUUGGCAAUUUAUGGUCUCGUAGCUGCAGUAUUGAUAUCGUAUGGCAUUGAAUCAGCAAGUAAAGGUUAUUCGGCUGUCAAAGGAUAUCUAGCUCUAGGAUGUGGCAUAAGUGUUGGUAUGACUGGUGUUGCUGCCGGAUAUGCCAUAGGGAUUGUAGGCGAUUGUUGUGUUAGAGAAUGUGUGCAUCAAGAAAAACUGUUCAUUGGUAUGGUACUAAUUUUAAUAUUUUGUGAAGUUAUUGGCUUGUAUGGACUUAUUGUAGGCUUGAUGCUUACUACAAAGGGAGAUUAA
Argiope bruennichi is the source of this 477-nucleotide messenger RNA. Its product is annotated as V-type proton ATPase 16 kDa proteolipid subunit c-like. Gene Ontology annotation, cellular component: proton-transporting V-type ATPase, V0 domain. The coding region runs from base 1 to 477 and encodes 158 amino acids. NCBI's taxonomy places the organism in Eukaryota, Metazoa, Arthropoda, Arachnida, Araneae, Araneidae. The record is from RefSeq and is a predicted model, not a curated record. The transcript has a single exon. Gene Ontology annotation, biological process: proton transmembrane transport. Gene Ontology annotation, molecular function: proton-transporting ATPase activity, rotational mechanism.